CUAGUAUAUUCAAGUCCAGAUUGAGGAUAGGAGACAUCUGAUUCGAGAAAAUGUCGCUUUCCAAGCCGGCCAAUAUCAUUUAUAAUCUUCUUGGCGCAUAUUUACAGCGGCUUUAUGUCAGUCCCUUGAAAACAAAAGCUAUAACUAGUUGCAUUAUUGCAGCCCUUGGGAAUGUAGUAUCUCAGAAAUUAUCCGGCAGGCAGCUUAAUCAAGACAGUGUCCUGACCUUCGCACUGUUUGGCCUGUUCUUUGGAGGGCCACUGCCUCAUUACUUUUACACAUAUGUGCCAUUACUUGUGAAACAUCCUCUGGGAAUAUUAUUGAUAGAAAGACUCCUUUAUACGCCAUGUUAUCUGGCAUUUGCGCUCUAUAUGCUUGCUAUCUUCGAGGGUAAUUCCCACCGAGUAGCAAGUAUUCAGAUGCAGAAAUUAUAUUUGCCAACAUUGAUAGCUAAUUUGAAAUACUUGACGCUGUUCCAAUAUAUCAAUAUAAAAUAUGUUCCACCAAUGUUGAGGGUCUUAAUGGUAAAUCUCGUCGGUUUCGCGUGGGUUGUUUAUCUCGCAAAUAAGAGAGCGAAAGCUUUAAAAGAGAAUUAAAAGAAUACAAUUAAUUGCAAUUGUUAUUGUAGAUAUUUUUGUAUAGUAAGUAUUAAAAAUAUGGUAAUGUGCUUUUUUCAAAUGUACAGCAAACAUAAUACAUUCCAUCGUUAGAAUUUGUUAAUGUUUAUCUAAGAAAUAUAUAGACGAUAUGAUCUGUAUGAUCUACAUUUACAUAAAUGUAAUUAAUAUUUUUUUGCAAUCAUAUAGAUGUUUUGAUAUAAAUAUAAGAGAAUAUAUAUACAAAUAAGAAAUAUAAAGAUUUACAUGCCAA
Messenger RNA from Cataglyphis hispanica, 870 nucleotides. RefSeq names its product peroxisomal membrane protein 2. Gene Ontology annotation, cellular component: membrane; cytoplasm. Lineage: Eukaryota; Metazoa; Arthropoda; Insecta; Hymenoptera; Formicidae. The transcript is spliced from 5 exons. Bases 51 to 596 code for a protein of 181 amino acids. The record is from RefSeq and is a predicted model, not a curated record.